Messenger RNA from Chara braunii, 2301 nucleotides. The record is from the annotation of a GenBank genome assembly. NCBI's taxonomy places the organism in Eukaryota, Viridiplantae, Streptophyta, Charophyceae, Charales, Characeae.
CGGAAGUUUCUGAUUAACGAAGGUUUGGAUUUGGUUCGAGGAACGAAGACAAGUGUGUGGAGAUGGGCGAUCGGAGAAACUAUGACAGGAGAGCUACUAGGUCGGGAAGCGAGGAGCGCGGUAAUAACCGAGGUUCUGACCGUGGUUAUGAUCGCGGUGGCGAUCGAUACUACCGACGGUCUCCGCCGAGAUGCUAUUCGUGCAACGAGCGAGGACAUUAUGCUAACCAAUGUCCAAGUCGUGGGCGUUGUGACAGUCGACAGACUUCAGCGCAUGAAGCGCCUCGAGUACGCUCUAUUUCUCCAGCGAAGGAGGUGUCAGCUGGCAAGGGCGCGUCUACAUCAUUAGACCCUGUAUUGGCGAAGCAGAUCGAAGAACUUGGCAAAGGACUAGCCUCCGUGUCGGAAUUCGUGCAGGCGGAGAUGGCAAAAAAGGCUGAAGAGGAACGAGCUGCGAAGGAAGCGUUGGCCGAAGCACAACGGAAGGCUGCUGAAAUUGCCGAACGCGAGAAGAAGGACAGAAAGAAGCUGGAGAAGCUACGGAGGGAAGAAGAGCGUGCCGCUGAGAUCGAAAAGAAGGUUGAAAUUCAAGUCGCCAUCAAGACGAGUGAAUUUUUUUAUCGGAUGGAAGCGAAUUUGGGACCCGUCAUGUCCUUGGCACGACAGGCUAAAGGCAAGAGACAAGUGGUGUACGUCUCCGACCACGGAACGAACUCGGAUGAUGCGAGUUCUGAAGGGGCUACGGAGGAAAUUCGAACGAAGACUGGAAGACUGACCAUCAACGAGAAACGUAAGAGAGGACCGGAGCCGAAGUUCGACGACAGUCCUCCGAUGCUGACCCCAGCUAAACGUACCCCGAGAACUACGAAGGCGAAGACUCCAGGAGCAACUCUCCGUGUUACUCGGUCGAAGACGAAGGUAAAGACCAAGCUCUCGCCGUACGUCGCCAAAAACAAGAAGAGUCCUGGGCAACCAGGCACCAUAGCGAAACUUCGUUUUCGUAACCAAGCAAUGGAGGAGCUGCGCGGACUUGACGUGCAAGAGCUGCAAGCGAUUUGCAAGACCGAGGGUGUUGCCUAUAAUGGCAAGGUGGAUGCGAUCUUCGACAUCGCAAGCCACAGAACGAGGAAGGCGUUUGGGGAGGUCGAGCCUGUCGACCUGACUGAAGUGAUUGACCAAGCUGACGAAGAAUCUGCAUAUGUCGAUGAUGAGGCAAAUGAUCCGGAGUCUGUCGACCUUGAAGCUGAGGARCUCCUUAGGUUAUGUAUGCUUUUGCUGUCCUUCAAAGGAGAGAUCAAGUGGACGCGUAAGCUUGUUGAUAGUUGGAGAAGACUCUUCGAUUUGCAUGGAUGUGAAUUCUUGAAAUUGAAGGGCUGUGUUUACGUUGCGGUCUCUCCUUAUUGCAAGCUUCAGUACGUGGGUAAGACUAUACGAAAUGUGGACAUCCGCUGGCGUGAGCACCUGAAUGCCURCCGUAACAAGAAGCAGACGCACUUUCAUCGUUGGCUACGCACGUUCGGCAGUGGCAAUUACGUGUUGCUACCGGUUGAUUGUGCUAUUGCUGACGAGUUGCUGAAGCUAGAGGAUGUUUACAUCAAACAGUGGUCGCCAUUUCUGAAUACUAACGGUAGUGGUAAGAAGAAGUGUGGAGAAAGCAAGGCGCAGAAGGGGAAGUAUGAGCGCAAGAAACUAUCUAGGGGUGAGGCCCCUCGGGAUUGCCGGACUGUCCGACCGAUUCAAUUUCGUGUUGAUGACGUUUGGACUCUGGAUCUACUUAAGCUCCUGACCGCGAAGGAUGAGGGAGGAUUACGGAAGCUGUCUAUUGAAUCCAGUGGUGGAAAUACUUGGACGUGUGGUUGGAAAAAGCUUCGGAGAAGAUUUGGGGAAUCUGUCGUUAAGACGACUGAUGGAUCAGUUUUGCUUAAGGUAUACUAUACUGCAAUGAUGAACACGUUCGUUACGAGUCCGGGAUACCGGGUGGUCCAAUCCUCUGCCGCAGAGAUCUUGACGGAGAUUAAGGAGGACGUGACUAACAGCGGACUGAAACAGUUUUCUCGCUGGGAACAGAAGGGCGAGGAGGAAGGCGAGGAGGAAGACGAGGAGGAAGACGAGGAGGAAGAUGAGGAGGAAGACGAGGAAGACGAGGAGGAAGACGAGGAGGAAGACAAGGAGGAAGACGAGGAGGAAGACGAGAAGGAAGACGAGGAGGAAGACGAGGAGGAAGACGAGGAGGCAGGUGGAGGGAGAGGAAGGAGAGGAUAAACCGAAGGAAUAAGAAAAAGAGUGGGGGAGCAUGACGAGG